GCAGGGCGCAGGCAGGCGCAGCAGCGCGCGGCGGCGCGACAGCCAGGCACCCCGGCCGCGGCAGGCAGUGCAGGCAGGCGGCGGGCAGCCAGGCACCCCAACGGGGCGGCCAGGCAGGGCAAAAGGCAGCCAGGCAGGCAGAGGCGCGCAGCCCUGUGGCAGCCGAGCUCGGCACCGGAGGCGGCAGGCGGCAGCCAGCACCGCAGGCACCGCAGUGAGCCGGCACCGAGGCGGCGUCGGGGCGGGAGGCAGCCAGUGCACGAAGCGGCAGGCGCCCGCGGCAGUGAACGGCGGUGCAGCAGGCACCCGAAAAACAGGCACGGCGGCACCCAGCGGCACCCGCAGCGCGCAGCGGCAGGCGCAGGCGGCCGGCGGCAGCAGCGACCGCCGCGCGCGGAGGCAGGCAGGCGGAGCAGGCGCCGCAGGCAGUGCAGCCGGCAGCCAGGCGCGCGCGCGGCACCAGGCGGGGCGCGGCAGGCAGGACAGCACCGCAGGAGCAGUAAUGGGAGCAGCUGGCACCAGGCAGGCAGAAGCCAGGCACGCAGCACUUGGGCCGGCAGCGGCCGGCAGGCAGGCAGGAACCGAAAACGCGGGCAGCACGAAACAGGCAGGACAGACAGCGAAACAGCCAGAGCAGGACCCAGGAACACGCAGCCAGCAGGAACCCAAAUGCUAGACCAGGCAGGCAACAGGCCGGGACAAGGCUGCAGCCAGGCAAUGCACGCAGGCAGACCUGCAGGAAGGCAGCCAGGCAAGUGGAAACCAGGCAGGCCCAGAAACAGGCGGGCAGGCGCCAGGCAGGCAGGCCAGGCCAGCGCCGGCAGGGCAGGAAGCCAACCGGGCAGGCGGCCAGGAAAGCAAGGCAGGCGAGCGUCUAGAAAGCAGGUAGAGCAGCAGAGAAACACCUGCGACGCAGCAGGCAGGCGAAUGGCCGGCAGGACAGAGGAGGCGGUAAUGCAGGCAGCGGGCGACCGAGGCACGCGGCAAGGCAAGGCAGGCAGGCGGGCAGGCGAGCAGGCAGGCCGGAAAGCCAGGCGGUGCAGCGGAGACCAGGCAGCAGGCAGUGCAGCCCGGCAGGCAGACCGGAGGCAGGCAGGCAGCCAGAGACCGGCAGGCAGGCAGGCUCGCAGGGUCAGCAGGCACCGCAGGCAGGCAGCCAGGCAGGCAUUGGGCAGGAACAGCAGGCAGCCAGGCACGACAGGCGAGGCAGCAGCUAGGCAGGAAACCAAGAGCAGCCAGGAGCCAGAGGCAGAAAUGAACCAGGCGGCAGGCAGGAGAGGCAGGAAAGUGACUGAGGCAGCCAGGCGGCAGAGCAGGCAUGCAGCAGGUCAGGCGGCAAGUCAGCAGGAAACACCAGGCAGCCGCAGGCACGGCAGGCAGCAUGGCACCCGUCCAGGCAGGCAGAGCGGCAAGUGGCCAGGCACCCCCGGGCAGCCCGAAGGCGCGCACGCGAACGGCCAAGGCAGAGCAGGCAGGCAGCAACACAGGAACACAGGCAGGAAACAGGCAGGCUCCCGAGAUAGGUGGCAGGCAGGCACCAGGGGCAGCAUGGAACCAGCAGAGCGGAGAUGCCGACCAGGUAUAAGUAACAGGCCAAGACAAACAGGCAGGCAGGCAUCAGUGGAGGGGCCCAUGCAGGCAGGCAUUGGCCAGCGCAGAGGCUCAAGGGUCCAGGCAGGCGAGGCCCAGAACCAGGCAAAGAACAGGCGCGGCAAGGCAGACAGGCAGCUCGUCCUGAAGGCAGAGGCGGCAAGCCAGCUGAACCGUCCGAAGGCCGGCAGGAGGCAGGUGGCAGUGCACCAUGUGGGGGCAGAACCCGAGGCAGGCACUCAUGGACAGGCAGAGGCAGGGCAGGCAGGCAGCAGCAACAGGAACCAGGCGCAGGCAGGUGCAGGCAGCAGCAGGCAGGCAGGUGGCAGGCAGGCAGUGUGCAGGCAGACGGGCAGUGCGCCAUGA
Salmo salar (Atlantic salmon) is the source of this 1956-nucleotide messenger RNA. The record is from RefSeq and is a predicted model, not a curated record. Lineage: Eukaryota; Metazoa; Chordata; Actinopteri; Salmoniformes; Salmonidae.